Messenger RNA from Drosophila rhopaloa, 2212 nucleotides. RefSeq lists its product as uncharacterized. Bases 687 to 2126 code for a protein of 479 amino acids. The transcript is spliced from 6 exons. The record is from RefSeq and is a predicted model, not a curated record. NCBI's taxonomy places the organism in Eukaryota, Metazoa, Arthropoda, Insecta, Diptera, Drosophilidae.
UGCGGCUGCCGCCUCGCUCAGUUUUUGAAUUACGUUUUUUUGGCCUGGCCCACUGGAAACAAAUCGAAAACAAAAGCCCCCAAUGCGCCCCAUUAAACAAAUUUCGCUUAAUUAGAGCGUUGUGUAAAGGUGUAACACAUCAUUGUUUUGUCGAAAUCCGCCUACCGCAACACUCAGCCCAAAAAGCCAUUUAUUUGUGUUAGUUUUAAUCGAAUUAUUUACGUAAAUUACCGACGUGUUUUGUAAAAAUAUUUGCCAAAUCUUCCCCAAAAGUGCAGUGAUUGUGUUUGUGCUCGAAAUCGUUGGUAGAACGGUAACAGGUAAAACAACAUCAACAAACCAGCGAACGAUGUCGGUGAAUAUAACCAUUAAAACGAAGUUAAAGUCGCUCCCGCGCUGCAUACAAAUGGUGCUGUAAAUAAGCAAAUAAACAUUUGCAGCUGUUAAUGAUACGACGGGAAAGGCUUCCAAGAAGUGGAGGACUCUCUCCCUCGGCAAGGACUAACUGAAAGUAAAUUGAAAUUGCAACACGUUCUCGGGUCCGGGCCAGUGCACAUCCAUUUAUUGAGGAGCAGCCGGAUUUUGCAUGCUGGCCGGGCAGAUAGCCCCGGCGUGAGCACACACAUCGGGCGGGAAAGGAAAGCGAUAUAUUCUACGGACACAUCGUGUGCAUAUAUCUCGGCCAAAUGUAUGCCGGUCGGGCCACACAAUUUGCCAAAACCAUCAGCAGCAUGGCGUGCAGCAUACAGAAGCAGUCUCCUCAGGCUCCGCAAUCGGUGGAUCCCGGCACUGUCAUGGGCGCAGAGCCACUGGGUCGAGGAGGAGGAUGUGGUGGUGGUGGACCCAGUGGAGCCGGCACCGUUCCUUCCACGCCGAAAGCCACCAAGACCGCCCAGCCGAGGGGCUCUCUGCCAACGGAUGUCAACCAGCCACCGCUGGAAUUCCAAUGGCCACCGCCCGUUCCCGUUUCGAUACACACCAGCAACUUGCGCCUGAACAUGAUGAACCAGGAUCCCAAGGACCUCCACACGGCCAGGGCCAUCAUCGAGGAGCUGCGCUCCAAGGUGCGAUUCCAGACGGAGCACAUCAUGAAGUGGCGCAAGGCGUAUGCCAUGCAGGUGCAGCAGCACUACCGAUAUCAAAAGGAGAAGUCGGACCAGAUGAACUCGCUCACCUCGCAGCUGCUGCUGCUGGAAUCCCGACUGAAGCGGAAGCAGAAGCAGAUCGCCAGUCUGUUGAACCACCGGGAACUGACUAUCCAGCGGCAGCAGAAGAUCAUCGACACGUUGUCCUCGCGUCUGGUGGAUCACGGCCUGGAGACCAUUGAGGCUAGCUACGCCAACGAACUGGACUCGCUGAACGACUCCGAUUCGGCGGUGGUCCUGGAGGACAUCGAUUCGGACAGCCCGAUGACCUUAGGCACGCGGAGGAAGAGCAGUGGCACUGGAGGAUUGGGUGGCGGAGUGCUGGGCAGCGAUGGCAUCACCAUAGUGCGCUCCAUAUCCGAUGCGAUCGAAACGAAUCACAACAAGUACGGAGCAGCCAGGCGGAACAACUGCUUCCUGCGGCGUCCGGACAUCCUGGAAACGGUCUACUCCGUCGAGGAGGAUCCCGAACCCACCACGGACGUGGCCGAGAAGCGGGACAAGUUCAAGAACCGCUCGGACAAGGCACUCAGCUCCAGCUCCACCGAGGGUCAGAUAGACGCCGCCAGUCCCUCGGUCGCCGACAAAGCCAAAGAGUCAUCGCCCGUCGACGGCGGACCCACCAUUCCACGUCGCCAGCUGGGAGCCCUCAAGAGAUCGCCCAGCCACGACUCACCCUGCACCACGCUCAGUGUGAAGGUGCCCCAGCUCCAGCCACCAUCUCCUCCGCCGCCGUCGACAUCUGGACCGCAGGAACCGCUCAACGGAAAGAACCAGGUAACCAACUACAAUCGGGUUAUGCUGAACCACCGGUCGGUGACGAAACCGAAGGACGUGAAGUACAAGCGCAUCAACAAGGCGAAGUCGAAGAGUCUGGAGGAGUUGCGGGGGCGACUCAAGAACCUGGUGGAGCGUCCGCCGGGUCUGGAUGGCGGAUAUUCCGGAGGCAUGAUGCCGCAGACGGCGCAGUCGUAUGCGUGACAGUUGCAGCGACCGGACGAGGGCGACUCCCAGAAGAGGUCAGCGGCGGAGGAGAAGGAUGCGGAGGUGAAAGGUCAUCCGGAGGC